Ahaetulla prasina is the source of this 12523-nucleotide messenger RNA. RefSeq names its product proline rich and Gla domain 1 (gene PRRG1). Gene Ontology annotation, cellular component: extracellular region. The coding region runs from base 140 to 814 and encodes 224 amino acids. The transcript has 4 exons. The record is from RefSeq and is a predicted model, not a curated record. NCBI's taxonomy places the organism in Eukaryota, Metazoa, Chordata, Lepidosauria, Squamata, Colubridae. Gene Ontology annotation, molecular function: calcium ion binding.
CAAGCAGCCGCGGGGAAGUUUUUUUUUUUUUUUCUCCCCUUCAUGGUCUUCGCUCUUGUUCCGUGCAGAAGCGGACGGACCCCGCCGUAAAGCGAGGAUUAUAAGGCUCUUUGUUCUGUGCAGCACUUUCUUGAGAAACAUGGAUAGUGUGUUCCUCAUAGAGGCGAAGGCCAAUUCUGUCUUAAAAAGAUACCCACGGGCGAAUGGACUUUUGGAAGAACUUAAAAAAGGAAACAUCGAGCGGGAAUGUUAUGAAGAACGCUGUGAUAAAGAAGAGGCAAGAGAAGCAUUUGAAAAUGAUGAAAAGACAGCAGAAUUUUGGAAAGACUACACCAACGGUCUCUAUGGAGGAAGUAACACAGGACAGAACUGGUACCCAUUUUACUUAACGUUUCCUCUAAUAAUUGGCCUUUUGGUGGUGGUUCUUAUUAUAUUUGUCACAUGGAGAUGCCUGUUCCAAAAACACCCACACGGACAGUCCAUGUACGCACAGAGCAGAAGCAGGGGAGAUACAGACGGCAGAGCCACUCCUGACGGGAGAAAUCCUAUCCCGCAGUCGUUCAGCGUUCUUCACUCUGCCCAAGAAGAAAUGUUUGAAAGCAGUGGACAUUCCCCAGGUUACUUGAGCUACACAGAGAGACCUAUGGAUUUCCUACCAACCCGGUUGUCGAACUGUGAACCACCGCCAUCCUAUGAGGAAGUUGCCGGUGAAAGUAGCACGCACAGAAAUGAACCUGCAAAUCAUUUGGAUCCACCUCCUCAGUAUGAGGACAUUGUGAAUAGCAUUUCAGUACCUCAUGUUAACGUCAAAUGAAAGAAGACGAUUACGUGCUUCCCUUUGCUCCCAAGCAAAGGAACCCUAACGAUUUUUAGCACUUUAUUGCAGCUUGAUGUUUCAAAGAUUUCUACUGUAUUAUGCCAAUUCUCACUCUCUAAAUUUGGUUGAUUCUGUGAGAAUCCCUGCACCCGGGGGAAACAAAAUAGUCUCCAGCGUAACUUAGAUAUUAACACUAGGUAUGGCGUUAUUGUUGUGGGGUACUUUUUCUACUCUUGAAAGUGGUGCUAAUAAAUGGCUCAGUUAUCAAAACGGAUUGUCUAUGCAGAUGGCAAAACAGGACUGGUUUUAUCUGGGUUCAGAAAUUAAGGAGAAUUGGUCUUGGUUUCUACUUCAGUGGGAAACCUCCCGGGGAAUAGCAAGACUGUAGACUAAACUAGGAAGUCAAGAAAAGAUCUUGAAGGCAAAGGUGAACCACUUCUGUGUUUCUGUCAAGAAAACGACAUCAAUGUAUCCAUGAAAUCAGAAGUCAAGUCGGGCUUGAAAAAGACUCAACCUUGAACAAAAUGGAUUACAGCAAGAAAUGCUGACAAUUUCCCCCUCAAAAUAAGUAUUUUUUUGGAAACCUUGUAUAGCAAAAAAACAAGCAAAUCAUUUAGUAGGAAUAGUCAGGUUUGUCUCUAAAAUCUUCUACUUGUUACAAUGAACACUCAUUAAAACCAGUGGUGGUAUUCACCCGGUUCUAUCCGGUUCGGUCAAACUGGUAGCAGCGGCUGCAGGUGGCUCCUCCCACCCGCCUGGACGUAAUCACGUCCCAUUUAUCCCUGUUUUUGACACUCUGUGCAUGUGCGGAAGGCCCUGCGCAUGCGUGGAGGUGCGCGCUCACAUUUGUGAACCGAUAGCGAAGGUAAGUGAAUACCACUCCUGAUUAAAAAUGUGUUGAUGAUCAACUAUAUUCAAGCACAAUAUAUUUUGAUUCUUCAGAAGAGUGCUAAAAGACGUUUUGUAAUGCUUUGAUCUAUAUUUCUAUUUGUAAGCACCUUAAAGACUAUGAUUCUGGGGACUCUGUAUGUUCUCUUUUGACUAGCAUCAUCCCAAUGACAACGGCUUCUCUCCAGUCAUUUGUGCACAGACUAUAAAGGCUUGUAGAGGAGUAAGCACACUGGUUUGCAUCUCAGUAAGGGCUAUAAUGUCUUUAUUUUCCCGAUAAAGCUUUCUUCCAAAACCGUUUACAUAAAAUGAGUGAAUUCGUUAGGCAGCCGGUGUCAUUGGAAUGACAUCAGCCAACAAAAUAAUAACUCCUCCAGUUUAAAUAAGGCCUGGACAAAGUUAGUAGUCAGUAUUAGUAUAAUUUUCCUUUGUGUAAUAACAAUGUAUUAGAGCAGGGGUGUCAAACUCAAGGUCCGAAGUCAAAUAUCGCCCGCAAUGUUGGAACUGGCCCACGGGGCCACCCUGGAAACAGUGAAGGACUGGCCCAGUUGGUGGCAGCCAUCCAAGCCGGAACGCAGUUGGCCUUAAAUCCGCGGUGACGCCUUAAGCCAGUGAUGGGCCUCCCCUUGGGCGCACACGGAGAGCACACACGGGGCCUGCCAUCCGUCUUGCCUUGCAGGUUGACUGCGUUCUGAGCGCUUCUCUUUCAUCCAGGACACAUGCGCUCGCCGCUUCCUGUGUGCAUGCUCAGGCGGCGGGGCCAAGGCGGCGGGACAGUCUCUUGCUGGCUCCAGGUUGGCUGCAUGGGCCAGAUCUAAGACCAGUGGUGGGUUGCUACCGGUUCACCCCGCCCCACCUGCCCGGCCGCUUUUGCACAUGUGUUAUGAGCGCACGCACGCCGAGUGAACCGGUAGCGACGGGUUUUAAAACCCGGCCCUGUCUAAGACUGACCAUGUCUUGGCCCGGAUGGCCGCAGCAAAUUGUAGAUUAGUGCUGCAUGUGCACCAGCACCUCCAUGCCCCAUUUGCCAGCCUGCCCUUGCAGUCUGUGAGGCUUCCCUUUCACUGGGACUGCCCCCCAUAUUGGAAAGCCAUGACAGCGCUGCCAGUCUCUCCCCCUUCCCCUCGGCCCUUUCUGAGCGCGGAGGAAGGAAGGAGAUGGGAAUGGGAAGGAAGGGAUGGAGGAAGGAAGUCAUGGCUGGGCAGCAGUGGAGCAGCCUCAUCCAUCACUUUGCCAGCCAUUAGUUUCCAAGGGCCCCGAGUCCAACACGGUGAGAUCCAGCUCCCCCCCCCCCAGGAGACUCUGGGCCAGCCCGCUGUGGGGAGGGACUCCAGAUCCCAGCAUCCCCAGCCUUGAGACUACCUGAUUCCUACCACUGCACCCUGCAUGUCUGCCGGGCACAAUGAGGAACAUAGGACGUCACCUGAAGGGAUGAGGUGGUAGCUCUGCCCCAUCCCCCACUUGGCAAAACCCUUAGUUCGCCUUCAGAUCAAAACUGGGCGUGGAGAAUUCUCUUCCCUCCAUUUCCACUCAAUUUACCCACUGACCAGAUUUCACAGGGCACAGCUUGUCUCUGGGAGCGCCUGGUUUGGCUCUGGCAGUGAAUCCUGCCUCAGGCGUCACCGGGAAGGUUGUGAGGGAACGCUGCCCCCUUGAUGCUGGCAGCAGAAAGGCGAUUCCUCUUGACCGGGGUUGACCAGUCGGCUGGAACCCCUGCCCGAGGAUGUUGGGUGGAAUGGGGCGAGAUGGGGGGGUCUGCACUGCGGUGGUGCUCAAAGGAAGGGUAGUUUUCAUCCUCCCCAGAAAGGAACCCUUACCUGACCCUGCAACACGAGGAGUGGGGUGGCCCCAAAAAAUGUUGGGGUGUUUAUAAUGCCUUGGUAAAACCACACUUGGAAUAUUGUACCCUGUUUUGGUCACGAUAUAAAAAAUAGUUGUUGAGAGUGAAGAGAAGAGGAACAAAGAUGAUUCGGGGGUCUGGAGGAUAAAACAUAUGCAGAACUGUUGCUGGAAUUGGGUUUGUCUAGUCUAGUUACCCAUUACUUGUCCCAGCUUCUGCCAACCUAGCAGUUCGAAAGCACGUAAAUAAUGCAAGUAGAAAAAUAGGGACCACCUUUGGUGGGAAGGUAACAGCGUUCCAUGCACCUUUGGUGUUGAGUCAUGCCGCGCACAUGACCACGGAGACGUCUUCGGACAGUGCUGGCUCUUUGGCUUUGAAACGGAGAUGACCACCGCCCCCUAGAGUCGGCAACGACUAGCACGCACGUGCGAGGGGAACCUUUAUCUUUACCUAGUCUAGUGAAAAGAAGGAGUAAGGUUGACAUGAUAGCAGUCUUCCAAUAUUUGAGGGGUUGCCAGAAAGAAGAAGGCGUCAUCCUAUUCUCCAAAGCACCUGAAGGCAGGACAAGAAGCAAUGGAUGGAAACUAAUCAAGGAGAGAAGCAAGCUAGCACGGAGGAGAAAUUUCAGGAAGGGAGGGAAGGAAGGAAGAAAAGGAAGGAAGGAAAGAUGGACAGACAGUCUGCAUCAAUCCUGGAUCCAUUGAGACUUGGGCUCAAAGGAGAAAGCGAUUUUCUGUUCUGUUUUGUCAGAGACAGGGACUUCGUUGGCCAUCCAAGUUAACACUGAUAUCCUUAAAGAGUCAACUCUUAGGAAAGUAUUCCCUCCUUGUGUGUGGCAAUCAGCCAUUUCCAGUGGGGAAAAAAAGACAAAGCAGAGUGGGGGGAAAAACAUUUUCCUUUGCUAUAUUUCCAGUCUGAAUUAGAUCAUGGCAGGGUCUCUGCAGCACAGGCCUUACAUGUGUGUGAAUGACCCAGGUUGCACUCCAGAGUAUGCUGGUUGGCAGGGAAGGUGCCCACCUCCUAAAAGAAACAAUUAUCUGCAGCAUGAUGAGCAAAUCACUAAUUUGCUGUGGCAUAGACUCUCUGUGUGAAUUGUUUGAGCGCAAGAUGUGAACUGUAACUCUUUUAAUUUGGAUUAUUACGUUACAGAUACAAAUCUCGGAGCCCCAAAGGAUCAUGUUAUUAGUUUGUCCCAAUAUGAUAAUGCAGAGCAGGAGUUCGUUCUUCUGGUUGGUUACCUCAUAUGCAGUUCAAUAAACAUACAAACCCUUGGCUAGAAGAAAUCAGAUUUUUUUUUUCCAUACAAUUUAGAUAUAUUUUCUCCCAGUUAUAUUGAGUCCACUUCUAUGAAAUAUUGAAAAUGAUGUUUCCAUUGAGCUUUAUUUUUAUGCUUUGCCUUUUUGUUAUGCCAAUGUAUUUUGAUUUAUAUCUGAGAUAGAUCUUACAUUGUUCAUUAUACACUAAUUCUUUUGAAACGAAAUAAUUGCCUUCCAAUAGAUCAUAUAGUGGAACAUGCAAUCUUUUCAGUUUUUACAUUUGAGCUUAGGUUGAUUAUUAACUUGGGCAAAAUGAAACAUUCCAAUCAGGCUAUAACAGUAGCAUUAUUUUGAAUACUUCUAAAUGCUUCUAAAUUUUCUAAAGACCAAUAAACUCUAGAAGCCAUUUCUUUUGUCGAUAACUGUUUGACUGUCCAACAACUUGUUCAGUCUUCAAGACAUAACAAUUUUAUUGCAGUAUUAAAUAUUUUACAUAUAUGGUUUACAUUUAAAUUAUGCCACUUUAAAACAUUUGGAGCAACUUUGUAUGCUAAAUAAAGCUAUAAAAAACAUGAGUGUCUGAUUCUUUUUUUGUGUAACUAACAGGGUUCUUUUGCAGCCUUGUUGGUUCUAUUUUAAAUCAAAAAAGUUCUAAUAAGAUGCUGCAGGCUAAGACUAAUCAAACUAAAAUAUCUGGUGUGUCACAUUGUAAUAGCUUUUCCAAAAUAAUAUUGUACGUUCUUUUCUAGUCUGCAUGUUCAUAUUUGGCUGCAAAUGGCAUAGAGUUCACUGAUGUUGGCAAGGCAGGGUUGGGAUCCUACCAGAGGUAGGCUUCAGCAGGUUCUGACCAGUUCUGGAGAACCGGUAGUAAAAAUUCUGACUGGCUCUACCCCCAUCUAUUCUCUGCCUCCCGAGUCCCAGCUGAUUAGGAGGAAAUGGGGAUUUUGCAGUAACCUUCCCCUGGAGUGGGGUGGGAAUGGAGAUUUUACAGUAUCCUGUCCCUGCCAUGCCCACCAAGGCACACCACGCCCACCAAGCCAGACCCACAGAACCGGUAGUAAAAAUUUUUGAAACCCAACACUGGAUCCUACCAGUUGAACAACCGGUUUGCUAAGUGCACGUGUGCAGUUUCCAUAAAAUUGAACUUCCGCGUCGCAAACAAGGAAAGGAGCAAGAAAACAGCUGAGGAGGGCCAAUUUAAUCUGCCGCCCCUGAUCAACUGGGCUUCAGAAGCAGAAAUAAAGCUCAGUAUAACCCAGGGGCGGGCGGGCUCACUUUCACAGCGACAGAAAACCUGUUCGCUCUCAGCAGAAAGUGGGAACUACCAGUUCGACUGAAACGGGCCAAACCGGUAGAAUCCCACCACUGUGGCAAGGCCAGCAAAUUCUAACAGCUCUUUGUUUUAUUUAUUUGAUGAAUAAAAAAAUAGGAGAAAAGCUACCAUGAUAAUUACAGCUUAUUUCCAGACUGAUAAUUAGAUGUCCUAUAAAUUGUGUCAUGCUGGAAGGCAGGGAAUAAUGCAAAAAUGUAUUUUUAAGGAACUGGAGAGGAAUAAGAUAAUCUGUUUAAAGUAUUACGUGGCAUGCUUUGUAAAUUAUAGUAAUGUGUAGUAAUUCAACAUACAAACACCACUAAACCCAUGCAUGCAUUUGGUGAUUUUUUAAAAACAAAACAAUGAUUUACUCAACCUGUUUCUGUGGGUGUUGAUGAAUUGCAGUGACUGUAAGUGUUGACUUUAUUACCAGGAAUUCCCAGGAAUUAAACAGGAUCUGAAAAUUAUAGAUUGUGUACUUCCCAUAGGAUGGUUAUAAACGAAAUACUUAUAAAUAGUAAGGCUAUGCAAUGCUUUGGGUUUAAAAGCUAACUCACAUUUCUGAAUGUCAAGGGAGAAAUAUACCGUAGCAUCUGGCUGCAGCUUACCCUGAAAUCAUGCAGCUGUUUGUGCUUCUGAGUCUCCAAAGCAUCUAUCUCUCUUCAAUUCCAAAUCAUUGCACAUUUCUAAUAAUAGGCCUACUUAUGUGGUAGCAUACAGGAAUCACUUCUGCAAAAUGAAAACCAGAUCUUCCAAGUACUUUCAGAGACUGGGCAGCGCAGCCAUAGAUGAGCUGGCUCUUUUAUCAAUUCCCUGUACAAGAUGGGUGCAAAUAGAUAAUGUUAAAAUAUUUAUAAAUAAAACCGGAUUUAAUUAUAUAUUUGAUAUUAACUGACCUUUUUCAAACGUUCGUGUAGAUACCAUGCUAUAUGUUACAGAUCUAUCUUGUGAAAACUUAUAUGUUGUUGCUUUUAUAAACUUGAGAUUAUUGUAUCCUUUCAUAACAAGCAGCAUUGUGGCUUAGUGGUGAAAAUGCUUGCCUUCUACUUGGAAAUUUGAGAGUUCAAUCCUAGGUAGUGGCAAAUGUUUAGGGGGCAAAAAAAAAAUCUGCUGUGAACUCCAUGUAGGUAUCAGGAAGGGCAUCCAGCCAGUAAAUGCCCUGAUUCCCAGAUGGGUACUACAGGAUUAUAAAAAUGAGGGUUUGAAAUAGCAAAGAGAAACAACAAUUAAAUUAUUUUGAUUUAUAAAUAACUUCCAUAAACUAAUCUUCAUUUAUGGUAACAUGGUUUUAGAAAAUUGCAGCAUAUCCCCAAAAAGAAAAGACAUGAAAAUAUUGAUGCCACAACAAAAAUUAAAGAACAGCAUGCUCUUUAGAACAAUUCUGGUUUUUAAAUAAAUCAUUGUUAGCAAGUCUGUUUAUGUGCUGAUUGUUUCAAACAUCUGCUGUGUCAACACAAUACAUGUCAUUGUAGGGACUAGAAUUGUAAAGGGGCAUUAUUCUGGCAAAGAAACCAAUCUGCAGUUCAGUUUGUUUAGGGUCAUGGUAUCCAAGCUGUAAACUCAUGCAAACAUCAAGUCUUACCAAACUUUAGAAGUGAAAGUGAAUGGUUGUAAACAGGAAUGAGUGAUCUGUGUGUCACUGCUACAAUAGCCUUUAAAUGAAAAGUUUAAGAGAAAAGAGUCACAAAUUUUAGUUCAUCAGGACCGUUACACCAGUACGCAUUGAUGUUGUGGAGACAUUGUUGUCAUCUGUUAAUUGUUUUCUCGGCUUUCCCAUAUUUUUUCCCAACUAUCCCAACCAUUACUGCAUACAAAAUAACUCCAGCAACUAUUUUCCUAAUAUUUGGCUUUAUUUAGAUGAUGACAGGGUAUAUGAUGCAUGUAUAAUGUGGGUUUCUAAUGAAUAAUGUUAAAACUUACAAAAAAUAGGGAGAACUUUGCUUGACAUUUCACAUAAAAAAUAGUUCAUUUUUUAAAUUAAAAAUCUUCAUAAUAUUUUUGCAGUUUAGACACUAUUCAGGAUAAGAUGCAGCAUUCUUUGUGCUAAAUUAAAUAUGUCUACCAGUUAUAUCAGUAAAGCUGAUUGUGCAUUAUGUUGAUUAUUAAGUAGAGAUGAUUACAGUACAAAGAAAUGUUGUGAUUAUUAAAAUGUUUCUUACAGUGGUAUUUUAAUACCAUAACAAUUAACUUUCCCAAUUUAAGGGGGAGAAACCUGUGUUGUAAUAUACUCUAUUAAAACAAUAAGCUUUAUUUAUGAGCCAGCAAUGUGCAGCAGCUGCAAAAAAAGCCAACACAGUUCUAGGCUGCAUAAACAGAGGGGUAGAAUCAAGAUCACAUAAAGUGUUAAUAUCACUUUAUAAUGCCUUGGUAAGGCCACACUUGGAAUACUGCAUCCAGUUUUGGUCUCCACGAUGUAAAAAAGAUGUGGAGACUCUAGAAAGAGUGCAGAGAAGAGCAGCAAAGAUCGUUAAGGGACUGGAGGCUAAAACAUGAACCGUUGCAGGAACUGGGUAUAUCUAGUUUAAUGAAAAGAAGUAGGGUUGACAUGAUAGCAGUCUUCCAAUAUUUGAGGGGCUGCCAGGAAGAAGAAGGGGUCAUCCUACUCUCCAAAGCACCUGAAGGCAGGACAAGAAGCAAUGGAUGGAAACUAAUCAAGGAGAGAAGCAACUUAGCACGAAGGAAAAAUUUCCUGAGUUGGAUCAAUCAACCAGUGGAACAACUUGCCUCCAGAAGUUGUGAAUGCUCCAACACUGGAAGUGUUUAAGAAGAUGUUGGAUAACCAUUGGUCUGAAGUGGUGUAGGGUUUCCUGCCUAAGCAGGGGGUUGGACUAGAAGACCUCCAAGGUCCCUUCCAACUCUGUUAUUCUAUUCUAGUCUAGUCUAGUCUAGUCUAGUCUAGUCUAGUCUAGUCUAGUCUAGUCUAUUGUAUCCUUUCGUAUUUGCUGUUAAAUAAUUGAUCUAACUAGAAUCACAAUUGGCACGAGGCCUCAGGAAGUUUAGCAUUCAGCUUUCACUUUCAUAACCUUCAUUCUAUCGUACCUUUGAUCUUCAGAGGGAUUACUUCAACUGUCAUAAGAUAAUGGCUUUAAUUAGGCUGAUAAAUCCAAGGACAUAAGAAAGACUUUUUUAUUAAAGAGGCACAAGAGUAAAUAUAGCAAACUUAGCACUUCAGAAAGUGAUGAAAAUAGGUGCAACAAUGAGUCAGUUUAUUGUCAAGUCUCAGAACAGACUAAACAGGUUUUCAUGUGCUAUCCUAGGGUGAAAUGUGCAAGAAAAAAAAAAUCAUGAAUUAUACAUGCAUUUUAUCUUGCCACAUGUAACAUCUAAUGGGACUCAAGGCGUGCUUGGAGAUGCACACAUUUAUAGGUAUGCUGUUCUAUAAAUCAAAAUAUCUCCAAGAUUUGAAUGGUCCUGACCCUGCCUUGAGAAUGUGAGAAUAAGCUAAAGUUGCCACAACCCAGUAUAGUGUCCUGAGAAAUUUAAGGAAGCUGAAGUCCACGCAUCUCAAAGUUGCCAAGCUAGAGAAACUCCACUAUAACCUAUAUAUAGACUAGGCACAGAGAAGAGAAAAACAAGAAAUCAAUAGAUCUCUUCACAAUAUAGAUAAGGAAACAAAUCAUUAAGCAUUGUUGGAAGAAAUGUCCAUCUGGGUUCAGUUCCAAGUGGGGAAAAAGACACUGGAAACAUGGAGACUGCUUGGAAAGAUGGUUUAAUGGUGGACAGGAUCACAUGGUUUGAGUUCCUGAACAGAAAAGGACCGAGAUGCUGAGCACACCUUGGUUUUAUGCCCUCUCUGAGCUUUGAACUUCCAGGGGCACAGGAAGAGUACCCUAAUUGGUUGUCAGACUCCCAGGGGUUGGGGGUCUUAGCUAGCCUUGCUGGCUGAUGUGCUAUGUGGUGAGUUUCUGUUGCUAGGUGGGUCCUAUUGUGUUGCAGAUGAUGGUCCAUUGACAAAGGGAGGGGGAAUUGGGUUUCUGCCUUCUGCCUCUGGCCCAUUGACAAAGGUGGUGGGGGGAGGCAGGAAGGUGAGAGCUGCUUUGUCUUUAAAACAUGUUUCUCCAUUUCUCAUCCAGGGAAAUAUAAUAUUCUGCCUUUUUAAUAUUUCCUAAAAUAUUUCAUUCUUCUAGGAGAGGGGUGGGUGCUUACUUCCUACAGGAUAAAGGGGAAAAGGUCACCAAAAGACACAAAAAAGGGGAAGGAUACUGUAAAAUCACCAUUCCCUCCCCACUCCAGGGGAAGGUUACUACAAAAUCCCCAUUUCCUCCUGAUCAGCUGGGACUCGGGAGGCAGAGAAUAGAUGGGACUGGGCCAGCCAGAGGUGGUAUUUACUGGUUCUCGGAACUACUCAAAAUUUCCGCUACGGGUUGUCCAGAACUGGUCAGAACCUGCUGAAACCCACCUCUGGAGCAGAGAAAGAAACUCAGUAAGGAUCCACCCCAACUUUUCAGGCGGUUAAAAAAAAAACAUGCUGGGGUAGGGAUCUCCAACCUUGGCAACUUUAAGACUUGCGGACUUCAACUCCCAGAGUUCCUCAGCCAGCUUUGCUGCAAUUCUGGGAGUUGAAGUCCACAAGUCUUAAAGUUGCCAAGGUUGGAGACCCCUGUGCUGGGAGAUUUAUGCUUUCAGGAUUACAUGAUUCUCUUAAUGUAGCCUCACAAAAAAAUAAAAUUAACUAAUCCUGUUGUAUUUUUUGUACUGUCUACUUGGAAGGCUGGCAAAUAUUCAACACUGUUUUCUCCUGGGGUUCUGAAAAGCACUAAGACCUGGUUCUGGUCUCUGGCCAGGAGUUGAUGUAGUUGUGGGGGGCCACUGGUUUGCCCCUGUUAUUUUAACUGCAUUUACUAUUUGGUAUUUGUAAGCCAACAAGCCUCUAUGGGAGCGGGCAGCUAUAUUUAAAUAUAUAAUAGAGGAGGCCAGAAAAUCUCCAUCCCUAAACAUGUUUCUUUUCCACUACUGUAAAACGCAUGCAAGUAUGUAGACACUGAAACACCCUUAAUGUGACAUUUAACCACUUUGUGAACUUUUAGUCUAAAACAGGGGUGUCAAACUUGAUUUCACUGAGGGCCGCAGCAGGGUUGUUUUUGACUUUGGGGGGGCUGGGGGGGGCAUGGCCAGGGUGGGUGUGGCCAGCCCGAUGUCACUCAUGUCGGGGCGCCUGUGGAGGCCCGAGGGCUCUGCCUGCAAAAACGGGCUCCCGAGCUCCGUUUUCGGCUGCGACAGCCUCCUGUAACCCUCUGCCAGCAAAAACGGAGCUUGGGAGGGCUGCAUGCAGCCGUCCUGAGCUGUUUUCGCUGGCAGAGGCACCGCAGGCUGGUCCUUUGCUGUUUCCAGGGCAGCCCUGUGGGCCAGAUCUAAGCACCAGGUGGGCCGGAUCCAGCCCCUGGAUCUUGAUUUUGACACCUCUGGCCCAGUGAGUGAAAUGCUCCUGGUUCGGACCAGAUCAACCAAGCAAUGGUGGCGGGUGGUUUGGAGAACCAGCAGCAAAAAUCCCUGCCCCCCCCCCCCAUGCCCAACUGAGCCGUGCGAUCAUCAGAGCCUUUUUUUCUUCUUUUAAAAGCAUUUUUUUAACAAUCUCUUUGGCCGAAGAGAUUGUAAAAAAAAUGCUUUUAAAGGAUUAAAACAGUAUUUUUUAAAAGGUAAAAAGGCUGAAGCCUGCUAGGCAAAAAAUGGGGAGUUUAGGCAAAAAAUGGAGGGAUGAGGGGUCCGUUUGAGAGAGAGAGAGAGAAAGAAAAAAAGAAAGAAAGAAAGAAAGAAAGAAAGGGAAAGGGAGGGAGGAAAAGGAGAGGAAGGAAGGACUACAAACCUGGCACUAGACGCAGCUUCAGAGGAUAAUCCAGGACUGGAAGGGACCUGGAGGUCAUUUAGUCCAACCCUGCUCCUGCAGGACAUCGUUAGUGAGUUUCUGUCUUUUGAUUCCCCAGUGACAUAGCCACGCCUACCCAGUCACAUGACCCCCUACCACCAAGCCACGCCUCACCAAGCCACGCCCACAGAACCGGUAGGAAAGAAAUUUCGAUUUCCCCACUGCCCUGGCCUAAAACAUCGUAAGAUGCAUAGCAUGGCAGGUGCAAAGACCCUGAUGUGUUUACAGGAAGGGCAUUUCACUGCUAAGCUGGUUUCUCAGAUAUCUUGUUUUGCACAUGGUUAUAAAAGAUUUACAAAGCAGCCCUUGACCCAGAAUACAUACCUAUUGUCCGGCUCAAGGAGCAUGGGGUGUUUACUCCUGAAAGUAUUUACCUUUAAUAAACCUUGUGAUCCUCUCAUUCGCUUUCAGCUCCUCUUUCUUGGAAAUCUCUCAGGGAUACUGACCCCUGGAGGGCAUUCACAUUUGGGUAUCAAACAGAAUGCAAACAUCUACUACAGUCACGAAAAUCAUUUUGAUUUUUCAUUUCUGAAUAGGAGCAAAAAUU